This is a messenger RNA of Fukomys damarensis (Damara mole-rat), 2223 nucleotides long. It is a transcript of the gene Paqr8, whose product is annotated as progestin and adipoQ receptor family member 8. Bases 249 to 1313 code for a protein of 354 amino acids. Gene Ontology annotation, molecular function: steroid binding; nuclear steroid receptor activity. The transcript has 3 exons. Gene Ontology annotation, cellular component: plasma membrane. Gene Ontology annotation, biological process: response to steroid hormone. The record is from RefSeq and is a predicted model, not a curated record. NCBI's taxonomy places the organism in Eukaryota, Metazoa, Chordata, Mammalia, Rodentia, Bathyergidae.
UAUUUUUUAACAUUUUAGACCUUUACAGGUAGAGUUACUUUAACAUAGAAGGGAAUUUGUGAGACGAGAGAAAAGGAAAGAAAACCAAUGCUAUUGGAACAUAAAAGGAAUCAGGCACCAGAGGUGGGAUUCAAAUAGGAAUCCUGUUCGUUCAUCUGUAGGGAAUUUUGAGCACUUGCUUAGAAGAUACUGUCAACAGCCAUGUAUAGAAGUGUGAAUCACAUGGGAGAGAACAUAUAGGCGCCGCCAUGACGACCGCCAUCUUGGAGCGACUGAGCACACUGUCUGUGAGCGGGCCACAGCUGCGCCGCCUGCCCAAGAUCCUGGAGGGAGGCCUUCCCCAGAUGCCCCGCACCGUCCCGGAGACCGACGUGCCCCAGCUCUUCCGGGAGCCCUACAUCCGCGCUGGCUACCGCCCCACCGGCCACGAGUGGCGCUACUAUUUCCUCAGCCUCUUUCAGAAACACAACGAGGUGGUCAACGUCUGGACACACUUGCUGGCGGCCCUGGCCGUCCUGUUGCGAUUCUGGGCCUUUGCUGAGGCCGUGGCCUUGCCCUGGACCUCCCCGCACGCCCUGCCCCUGCUCCUCUUUAUCCUGUCCUCCAUCACUUACCUCACUUGCAGCCUUCUGGCUCACUUGCUGCAGUCCAAGUCGGAGCUGUCCCACUACACCUUCUACUUCGUGGACUAUGUUGGUGUCAGCGUUUACCAGUAUGGCAGCGCCUUGGCACACUUCUUCUACAGCUCUGAUCAAGCCUGGUACGAGCGGUUCUGGCUUUUCUUCUUGCCGGCAGCUGCCUUCUGUGGCUGGUUAUCUUGCGCUGGCUGUUGCUACGCCAAGUACCGUUACCGAAGGCCUUACCCAGUUAUGAGGAAGAUCUGUCAAGUGGUACCAGCCGGGCUGGCCUUCAUCCUCGACAUCAGCCCUGUGGCACACCGAGUGGCUCUCUGCCAUCUGGCUGGCUGCCAGGAACAGGCGGCCUGGUACCACACCCUCCAGAUCCUCUUCUUCCUGGUCAGCGCCUACUUCUUCUCCUGCCCAGUGCCGGAGAAGUACUUCCCCGGGUCCUGUGACAUAGUGGGGCAUGGACAUCAAAUCUUCCAUGCCUUUCUGUCUAUCUGCACGCUCUCACAGCUGGAGGCCAUCCUCCUGGACUACCAGGGGCGUCGAGAGAUCUUCCUGCAGCGCCAUAGUUCCAUGUCCGUCUACACAGCCUGCCUCUCCUUCUUUUUCUUGGCUGCCUGCAGUGCUACCACUGCAGCUCUUCUGAGGCACAAAAUCAAGGCCAGACUGACCAGGAAAGAGUCCUGAGGCUUGCUGGUGGAGGCAAGGUAUAGAGGUGGUCCUUUUUGAUUUGGGGAAUACUUGAUGCAACAAUAGACGUUGACUUUUCAAGUGUUGAUUUUUAAAUUAAUAUGUAUUUCCAAGGAUACACUAUGGCUCCAGCAUUUUGAAGCCAGAGGAUUCAAGAAUUUUGUUGUUAAUAAAAUAAAUAUUCCUUUUUCUUCUGGGUCUUGGCCUUACAAGGAAAGGAAGGGAUCUUGAAUAAGAUUGAUGAGACACAGAACUAGAACCAUCUUCAUGUCUGAAAAUUUAUCAGAAUUCUCAUGAUGGAUUCUGGAGGCAAGUCCUCGAAAUGGAUAAUAGAAUUGGGCUGGGAAGUAAGUAGGUGGCUGGUCUUCAUCCUACUGAAAUAGCUGUACUGUGUUGAUCUUUGGCAGUUGAACAUAUUAACCUGAGGACCCUAUGUUAUUUGGAUUUCAGAUUACCUAGGGUGGAAAAGUUACAAUAUUCAAGAUGAUUCAGUGAAACCCUUACACAUAAUGAAUUAUGUGAUUCAUCUGACUUCUGGUCCUUACUUUCAUCCACUGUAACACCCUUUUCUCAGGACAACUGUCUGCCUAGCUGUGUAGUCUGAAGUGCUGUUUACUCCCAUCCCUAUUUUGCAUGAUAAUAUAAAAGGACUAUAAAGCAGUCUUACUCCAGGAAAUGCUUGGAGCCAUUAAACAUUAUUCUCAUAUAAUGCCAAUGUAAACAGUACUAGAAAGUUACAGUGCCAAGAGCCACCAGGAGGCCCACCCACAGAGCAUACAUAUCCUUGCUCUAUUUGUGUCAUGGGACCUUUGUUAUAUACUGCAAACUGCAGGAUUGCUUGAAAGGUUUUUUUUGUUUUGUUUUGUUUUUCUUCCCGGUACUGGGGAUUGAACUCAGGACCUUGGGC